Messenger RNA from Vombatus ursinus (common wombat), 2066 nucleotides. RefSeq names its product WAS/WASL interacting protein family member 2 (gene WIPF2). The transcript has 6 exons. Bases 429 to 1481 code for a protein of 350 amino acids. Lineage: Eukaryota; Metazoa; Chordata; Mammalia; Diprotodontia; Vombatidae. The record is from RefSeq and is a predicted model, not a curated record. Gene Ontology annotation, molecular function: actin binding.
AGAGAUAGAGAGACACACACACACACACACACAUACACAUACACAGAGAGAGAGAGAGAGAGAGCGAGAGAGAGAGCUGGGAACUGAGAGGACGGGACGAGGCCGGAGCGACGGCAGCGGAGGAAGAGAGGAGAGGAGAGGAGAGGAGAGGCUCUCGGAGCGGCGGCGGCCUGAGUGCGGAGGGGCCGGGGCGGUCGGGCCCCGGAACUGAGAGUGACCUGGUGCACUUGAGGGUCUCUUUUCCUAGCGUUCUGAAGCCAUCCUGAACUUGAUGGACUGGAGGUUCUAGGUGUUUCAGCAGCCCCAGACUUCACUGACAUCCUGGUGAGCUGGAGGUUAUGAAGAGAGAACACAGUUAUUUGGAGGUAUAUGAGUGGCCCAAGGCUUCCGACCAUUAAAAGACAGCACCAACUGGGAGCAGGGCAAGGAUGCCGAUUCCGCCUCCUCCUCCUCCUCCACCUGGUCCACCUCCACCCCCCACUUUUAACCAGGCAAACACAGAACCACCCAAGCUGAGUCGAGAUGAACAGCGGGGCCGAGGUGCCCUAUUACAGGACAUCUGCAAAGGGACACGGCUGAAAAAAGUGACUCAUGUCAAUGAUCGGAGUGCUCCAGUCCUUGAGAAACCCAAAGGAGGAAGUGGGGGUUAUGGUUCUGGAAUAAAUGCCCUACAGCCCAAGGGAGGUCUCUUCCAAGGAGGAGUGCCAAAACUCAGACCUGUUGGAACAAAGGACAUUUCAGAGAACCUAGCUGGCAAGACAGUUUUACAGGUCUCUGGUUCCCGAGCCACUGCCCCAAGGCCCCCAGUGUCCACAGGCAAUAGCCGGCCCCAAGAUGAUUCAGACAGUAGCCGAGCUUCCCUCCCAGAACUGCCACGGAUGCAGAGACCCUCUUUACCGGACCUAUCCCGGCCCAAUUCCACCAGCAGCACGGGCAUGAAACAUAGUUCUUCGGCUCCCCCACCACCACCCCCUGGGCGCCGUGCCAAUGCACCCCCUGCACCUUUGCCUAUGCACAGCAACAAAGCCCCAUCCUACAACAGAGAGAAGCCUUUGCCGCCAACCCCUGGACAGAGGCCUCUCCCUGGCCGAGAAGGGCCUCCUGCACCACCUCCAAUUAAGCCACCUCCUUCCCCUGUGAAUAUUAGGACAGGAUCAACUGGGCAUAACCAGUCUUUGGCUCCCCCUCCUCCACCUUACCGUCAGCCCCCUGGUGUCCCCAAUGGGCCCUCAAGUCCUACUAAAGAGUCAGCCCCUGAGCUGCCACAGAGACACAAUUCUUUACAUAGGAAGACACCAGGGCUCGUUAGAGGCCUGGCACCUCCCCCACCCACCUCAGUCUCACCUUCUUUACAGAGUAGUAGACCACCUCCCCCUGCCCGAGAACCUCCCAGUCGGGGAGCAGGUAAGUGCUUUUUAAAGCUUCUUUCUCAUUAUUUUAUUGUUUAUACAGAAUGUCUUGUCCAGUGCCUGAAAAAUUGAGGAAAUCUAGCUUAGCUUUUCUUCUUGACAGUUGAUUGAGAAUACUCUUUGUAGAGAUGACUAAAGACAGAUCCCCUCUAAGGAUACCUCUAAGCAGGUUAGAAGUUGAGGGGUAGACUGGACGAGAUGACUAUUCCUGGGGCCUCUCUAGUUUAAGCAAUUUAAAUUCCCACAUGUUGCUGUUGGACUUGUGCUUAGAGCUCUCUGUGUACCAGUUUUUAAAGGUAUGGCUCAUGAAAGUUGGCCAAGUAAUUACUGGUCUUGUAAAGCACACCUUACAAAGUUAGAAUUAUUUUAGCUAGGUUGGGUUAGUAAAAAGAGUAAGAUGCUUCCUUUUAGGAGCCUAUAAUUUCAGAUAGGCACACUGUCUUAAAGCAUGAAGCAGCCCUGUAUGUUCUAGACCCUGUAUCUAUAGCUUAAAUGUAAGUAGGGAUUGAUUUAUAUAGAAGACUUACCUACAUUUAAUCCCAUGCUGAAGGGCUGAAAUACCUGAGGAAGCCAUGAUGCAUCUUGACCUAGAGCUUAGGUUUUUGUACCCUUUUUUCAGGUAUACUUUAAAAAAUUGUCUUUUUCAUGAACUUAACA